Varanus komodoensis (Komodo dragon) is the source of this 1920-nucleotide messenger RNA. It is a transcript of the gene CUNH8orf34, whose product is annotated as chromosome unknown C8orf34 homolog. The transcript has 14 exons. The record is from RefSeq and is a predicted model, not a curated record. NCBI's taxonomy places the organism in Eukaryota, Metazoa, Chordata, Lepidosauria, Squamata, Varanidae. The coding region runs from base 1 to 1866 and encodes 621 amino acids.
AUGGCGGCUCACCAGCAAAGCAGGAUUCAAGCCUACCUGGAGAAGAACAAGAUCGGGCCCCUCUUCGAGGAACUGAUGACCAAGCUGAUAACAGAAACUCCUGACCAUCCAAUCCCAUUUCUUAUUGACCACCUCCAGUCCAAGCAGGGGAGCCGUGGCCAGCUUCAGAGGACACUGUCUGGAUCUGCUGCUCUCUGGGCAGAAAGUGAAACUGCAGAAAACAAGGGAGUGAGAAGGGAUUUUAAAAGUUAUGAUAAACCCUGGCAAACAAAUGCAAAGAAGCCUAAAAAAUCAAAGAGUGACCUUGCUGUAUCCAACAUUUCUCCUCCAUCACCAGAGUCAAAAUCAUUACCAAGAUCAACAGAACACCCCAAAUGGGACUGGAGAUCAAAAUCAGAGCAUCAUGAUUUUGAUGAAUUAAAUCAUAUACUUCAAGAAAGCAAGAAGCUGGGUAAAGCCUUGGAGAAUCUUUCUCGAAGUAUCGCGAUAUCUGAUGAGCUUGAAAAGGAUGCAAUAGCCUUUAAUGCUCCUCUUUUACGACCCCGUGUUGUUGGAGAAUGGGUUGGCCGUGAAGAGAAUGAUGCAGAUCCAUUGGCUGAUGAAAUGCUCCAACCUCCAGUACCAAGAAGCAAAAUGGAACAGUGGGACAGUGAAGAUAGUGGUAGUCCUGGAGGAAGUUUAAAGAUGGAACCAAAGACCAAAGGACUGAAACACCAGCAGCAGCAACAUAAGAAACUACUAGCUGCUAUGCUUUCCCAGGAUUCAUUUGAUUCUGUACAAAGCACAGCUCCAUCAGUGACUGAAGAAGAUAUUGACAAUGAAGAUGAUGCAAUGGAACUACUGGAAGAUCUUGAUGAUUUACGAAUGGAAGGGGUAACCAGUGUCCUUUCCUCUGGGAGCAAAUUCAACCAAACUCGAAGUACCUAUAUAGCUGAACCACAAGCCAAAGUCACAUUGAACAUUUGUGCAAGAUGUGCCAGACUGCAAGGUGAUAACUUGGCAGAAGGGACAGAAGAUGUGUCUGUUGCCUCUCAGACACUUGAACAAGAAGUAUCAGAAUCUGUUGCACCAGUUCUGGGGGAAGAAAUCUCAAUGGAAAGCAGUGAUGAACUGGAAAAUGUAGCCCGAACAACAGAGCAGAGUCAACCUGUUUGGGACCUGGACAUUAUGGGUUCCAGAAUUGGAGACUCCCGAAGCCAGAAACUAUUAAAGGAUUCAUUGGCUGCUAAGGAACUUCAAACCAUGGAAAAACACCUUGCUGACAUUGCAAAGGACCUAGCAUUGUGGGAAGAAGGAAGACUAUCAAGAAAUACCAGUAGCCCACAAGCUAAUUUAGUUGCAUUAGAUCAUCAAGGAAAUUUUAAAAUUGCAUCAAGCCAGGAUCCAGGACCACUAUUGCCCGUUCAGACUGGGAAAGAUAUUCAACUCCAGCUUCAAAGAAAAAAAUCACCAUCAUUAUCCAGUAACAAUACACUGCAGCUCUCCAGUGUCACAAAUGGUAGGCCUCAGUCUCCCAGUACACAGACCAACAGAUCUUCUGUGCUGCCAACUCAGGCAAAUAGGUCCACAACCCCAAAUACUUUGUUACAAAGACCAAUUUCCCCUAGCAACCAAGGAAAUAAGGAAGGACUCAUUAGCAUGCAAAGGAGCCGGUCUUUAAUAUCAAAAAACCAACUUGGGAGGACUGUCACCACUCCUGCAGGGCUACUUGAAACCAGUGGAGAUGUCACUCUAGGAAAUGUCACUCAAAGAAGUAGUUUGUCUGAAGAUGAGUUCUUACAACUUCAACUUGCUCACCAGCCUUGGAUUUUGCCAAGUGAUACUGAAAGUGAAGGAGUGGAGGCAGAUCCAGAUAAAUGUUUGUGAAUGAAUUAAGUGAAAUUAAUGAAGAGUGGUUUCCCAUAAACAUAUAAGCUGCAG